AUGUCGGUAGGGAAAAUCGGUGAAUUUGAUUUAAGAAAUGGAGCAUGGUCGUCGUAUGUGGAAAGACUGGAAAUGUAUUUCUUAGUAAAUCAAAUAAAAGCUGAAUUAAAAUUACCCACACUAAUCGCGGUAAUCGGCGAUGAAGCAUACGAAUUGUUGGCAAACCUAGCAAGUCCAAAGAAACCAUCCGAACUAUCGUACGGUGACGUAGUGGAACUCCUACGUCAGCAUUUACAACCGACACCAUCCGUGCACGCUGAGAGGUACCGAUUCAGACAACGCAGGCAGGCUAGCAAUGAAAAUAUAGCGAGCUACGUCGCGGACUUAAAGAAGCUGGCACGUCAUUGUAAGUUUAAGGAGGCUCUUAAUGAGAACUUACGAGAUCAAUUUGUUUGCGGGCUGCGAAGCGACGUCAUUAGGCAACGGUUGUUCGCGGAGGAUGAGUUGCUACCAUACACCAGCGUAGUCAAAAUUGCAACAUCUCUCGUAGCAGCGGAGCGGGACGCGGCGGCAGUGGAAGGUGCUACUACAACGGGGAAGGAUACCAGGAUUCAGGAAUUGACGACGGUGCAUGCGCUCACACGUGGCGGGGCGUGGCAACGCGGGGAGCGGAUGCGGCGCGGGGGCGGCGCGGGAGAGCGGAUCGUCGGAGCAGCGGCGAGAAGCGGCGCGGGCGUGGCGCGCGGGACGGUGCGCACGCGCAGUAACGCACGCACCAAUUUUGCCGGUGACCCUGGGGCUGGGGGUCAUCAGUUCAAUUGCGGAGGCUGCGGAGCGACGGAUCAUGAGUAUUCGAACUGUCGUUUCCGGGUCUAUAUAUGCAGCAUGUGCAGACGCCCGGGCCACCUGCGACGCGUGUACCCAGACGCGGCCGGUAAGACACGGAUAAAACAAACGGCGGCCCCAUUACACUAUGGCGGGGCAGACGGAGCAGUCGAAAACGAAGAAGUACCGGAGGCAGACUUCCACCAUCUAUGCCUAAACGACUACCAACCGGUGAGUUUACCCGUAAUAAUUAACAAUAAAACAAUUAAAAUGGAAGUGGACACGGGUGCGGCUGUGUCAUGUAUUAAUAGGCAAACCUAUGAAAAGUAUUUUAACCAUCAUCCAAUUAAAAAUAGUAAAAUAGUGUUAAACUGUUAUGAUGGCUCCAGAAUAAACCCUUUAGGUAUAAUUAAACCGGUCGUCCGCCUUGCGGGCCGAACCAAACGAUUAGAAUUAUUUGUUAUCGAAGGGGGCACUACAUCAUUACUCGGCAGACAAUAG
Molecule: messenger RNA, 1266 nt
Organism: Parnassius mnemosyne (clouded apollo)
Lineage: Eukaryota; Metazoa; Arthropoda; Insecta; Lepidoptera; Papilionidae
Source: the annotation of a GenBank genome assembly